Molecule: messenger RNA, 4970 nt
Organism: Gallus gallus (chicken)
Lineage: Eukaryota; Metazoa; Chordata; Aves; Galliformes; Phasianidae
Gene: TRAPPC13
Product: trafficking protein particle complex 13
Exons: 13
Coding region: 62-1315 (417 amino acids)
Cellular component (GO): TRAPPIII protein complex
Source: RefSeq, a predicted model, not a curated record
GCCCGCGCUGCGCUUACGCACUUCUUCCCUGGUUGCGGCGGCCAGGUCUCGCGGCCGCACCAUGGACGUUAACCAGCCCAAGCAGGAGCACCUGCUGGCCCUGAAAGUGAUGAGGUUAACAAAACCUACCUUAUUCACUAAUAUUCCAGUGACUUGUGAAGAAAGAGAUUUGCCAGGUAAUCUAUUUAACCAGCUCAUGAAAGAUGAUCCUUCUACUGUAAAAGGAGCAGAAGCUUUGAUGCUAGGAGAAAUGCUGACUUUGCCUCAAAAUUUUGGAAAUAUAUUUCUGGGAGAAACAUUUUCCAGUUACAUUAGUGUACAUAAUGAUAGUAAUCAAGUUGUCAAGGACAUACUGGUGAAGGCUGAUCUUCAGACAAGUUCUCAGCGCUUGAACCUUUCAGCUUCUACUGCUGCAGUGGCAGAACUUAAACCUGACUGCUGUAUUGAUGAUGUGAUUCAUCACGAAGUGAAGGAAAUAGGAACGCACAUCUUAGUUUGUGCAGUAAGUUAUACUACGCAAGCAGGAGAGAAGAUGUAUUUCAGAAAGUUCUUCAAAUUUCAGGUGCUCAAACCACUAGAUGUGAAAACCAAAUUCUACAAUGCGGAGAGUGACCUCAGUUCUGUGACAGAUGAAGUGUUUCUGGAAGCUCAGAUUCAGAAUAUCACUACCUCUCCAAUGUUUAUGGAGAAGGUUUCUUUAGAGCCAUCCAUUAUGUACAACGUUGCAGAACUGAACACAGUUGACUCAGCAGGGGAAAGUGAGUCAACUUUUGGCUCAAGAACUUACUUACAACCUAUGGACACACGUCAGUAUUUAUAUUGCCUGAAACCAAAGCAGGAAUUUGCAGAGAAAGCUGGCGUAAUAAAAGGUGUAACUGUGAUUGGUAAACUAGAUAUCGUAUGGAAAACGAAUCUAGGUGAGCGAGGAAGACUGCAAACUAGCCAGCUCCAAAGAAUGGCUCCUGGCUAUGGUGAUGUAAGGCUUUCUCUGGAGACAAUACCAGACACCGUAAAUUUGGAAGAGCCUUUUGAUAUUACUUGUAAAAUAACAAAUUGCAGUGAAAGGACUAUGGAUCUGGUUUUAGAAAUGUGCAAUACUAAUUCCAUCCACUGGUGUGGAGUUUCUGGAAGACAACUUGGAAAAUUACAUCCUAGUUCCUCUCUCCGUCUUGCACUUACAUUAUUGUCUUCAGUGCAGGGAUUGCAAAGUGUUUCUGGCUUAAGACUUACCGACACAUUUUUGAAGAGAACAUACGAAUAUGAUGAUAUUGCACAGGUCUGCGUCGUUUCUUCAAAAGUAAAACAAGAAAGCUGAAGAAAAGUUUUAUUUCUGCUGUUUGUUUUUUUUGGACCAACUUCUUGUGUUUUUGCAGUUAAAUCAUAUUGCGUAAAGAGAAAAUUAACCCCCAGUAUAUGCAUAGACACAAGUUGCUUAUUUAAUUUCUCUGAGCAUUUUUUUAAUGUUUUAAAAUCUUUUGAAAAGAUGUAUAUGCAUCUUAAUGAAAAUAAAGCCUUUGAAAAAAAAAAAACAUAGCUCUAGCAAAUUGUAUUACAUUAAAUGUUGUGUUGGGUGGGGAUAAGGACUGAUGUGGAGUUUCUUUGAAUCUGCUUAGUUAAAAUAGCAGAACACUGUAUUUGUUUUUUGUUAUUUUAAUUAUCUUAAACAUUUUGAAGUUAUUAAAUUGUGGUUCUGACAAAAACUGCUUUAGUGUGAAGGAUUUAGCCUUUCACAAACGAGUUUCAGGAAUUCAAAUCCCAAAAGAAAUACUUCUGGGUGUCUGGAGUAGCAGUAUAUUUGCAUGGCACAUGUCUAGCCAUGAGGUGAAAGGGAGCACUUACUGCUAUUGAGGUGCUAGUAGACUAGAUUAUCAAUCAAAGAAUGUGCUUGUAAUGGCUCAGUUGCUGGAAAGAAAUAAUGCAGCAAAUAUAUCCUAAUUAGUUUUUCUUGUGUAGCAUAGGUGGAGAAAUUUCACUGAUUUGUGCUUCCCUGCAAUUGCAGGGCAUGUUGUGAACGGGUAUGUUAUUUUUCUGCUACGAGGGAACUCAGGCAUUUUUUGAUUGUUAAACUGAGGUAGUGCAAAUUAUUUUUCCCAUGCCAGAAAGCAGUGCCAAAAAGUCUACAUUAACAAAACUGUUAAGAAAAUGAGAAGAAAACUGUCUGUCCUAGAUCAAGGUCUGCAAAGCACAUCCACAGAGGACUUCAGCACUCUGUUAAGCACUAAAAUAUACUUUUCCCUAGCUUUGUUUUGACAUAAUAUUGAAAUCUUUUUGGAUGAAAUAUCUUAAAGUCGCCAAAAGUUAGCUAUUUAAUACAGAAGAUGUUUGCUGAUACUCCUAGUUCAGUAGUGUUUAUUCAAUAGUAAAUCCAAUAGUAUAUCCAAUAGUUUAUCCAAUAGUAAAUAGAAUCCAAUAGUAAAGAUUCUCUUUCAUGGUUUGUCAAACCAUAUUGUCAUUUAGUAACUGUAGUUUUGAAAACAUAUACUUUAGACUUCACUAUACAUGGAAUCUUUCAAUUUUAAUUUUCAGUCUUAAGAUACUGGAUAAAUUUAUGUCCAGUUAACUAAAUUAAAGGAAUAAAAUAAGAUUAUUCUCUGCACAUUAAUAAGAUGCAUACCGAGCAAUUACCUACAUAUUAUUUUCAGAGGUACCAAUAAGCUAAAACAGUAAAGCCACAGCUGUCCAAACAAAAAAAAAUGUAAAUAACUUUAUUAAUAAUCUGUUUUCAAGUUAAAUUGACACAAACUUAAGAUGUGACCAUGUGGUAAUAAGAGGUAGGAGUAGUACGGGAAUGGUAGACAAUUUGCAUUUUGUCAGUAUGAUUACUUUUAGCCCCCAAACAGUGUAUGAAGAUCUCUUCACAAGUUGCAGACUUAAUUCUGUCUUGGUAUGAGUGAAUUCACUUCAUACUCAUUAGAGAACCAGAAGUGCAACACAAACAAUUUCUAUGGUGAAUAUUUCAUUAGAUGUUUUUCUAAUCAGGCAUAGUCAGUAUAUAUUUCCAUGCAAGCAGGCUACAGUUUACAGUUUGAGUGCAGAAUGUUUUUUUCCUCUAACCAUUAUCACACUUAAAUGUUGAUGGAGUAAUAACGAUACAAAAUCAAUUUGGUGUUACAUGUGUAUUUGUUCAGUUAAAUGAAAAACUGCAACUGACUUCAAUUUAAAACAGUAUUUACUGUGGUUGGGGUUUACCACUUGAUCUAGCAGGAUGAAAAAUUUUAGUGCAAAAAAAAGUGUAGUUAUUACACAGGAAAAGGAUUCCUUCCUCACCCUGUGUUAAAGGCAUAUUGCAUGACUUCGUGAAACAAUUCAGCCUAUUCAAGGCCAAAUAGAUUUCAGCAUAAAUAAUCCCUCUGUUCCUGGCUUCAAUAGGAAAACAUGCAAUAAUGGCUCCUGUUAUUGGUUGCACUGUCUUUUAUUGAGGCUAUAAAGCCCUUUUUGUUAAUACACAAGAAACAAAGAAUGUUUACAAGUAUUACACGAGUUGUAGCACAUUCCAAAAAAGUUAGCUAAUGCCAUCAUUGUAAUACAUAUUCUGGUUACAUAUGAUUUGUACAGGCAUAAAACCUAAAUGUUGACGAUGCUGUAGUACGUAAAAUAUCCAUAAAGAUGAUUUCAGUCUUUUCAAAUAACAAACCAAUAGCUCAUUUCUCUUUUACCUUAGGGACUGAUUAAACUCUGUCUGAUAAAUACAAUAAACUAUAGGGCCAUAGCAGUGGACGAUUUAAAAAAUAAAAAAAGCAUGUUUAUGGAAGACAGUACAACCUCUACAGCAGUUUAUCAGUAUUACCACACUUUGAUGUUUUUAAGGAAUUCCUAAGAGGUUCUUCACACUUGCUGUUUUAAAGUAGAAAGAUAUCUGCAUCAACAGUGCUGCCAACAGAAGUAUGAACUAAUUGAGAGAGAUCCCCAUGUGCUAUCCAGACAUUCCUGGAUUUACUACUCUCCCCUUAGCAAAGCUAAUAAAACUCACUAUGGAGGAAAAUUAAGGAAAUGUGAAGAUUAAUAGGAGUUAUGUGCUAGGAGCAAUGCUUCUUUCCUGACACAACACAGAACACUGUUUGUACAGUAGUUUUAGCCCACGUAGCACAUACAUACAUCGACCUUUCUUGUAGACAGCAUCCUUUCCUGUUAUGUUAGUGUAACUGAACUUAACUCACAGAUUAAGAUUCAGAAUCUUAACUACUUCUGGAAAAAGACCACAUUAAAAAGGUUCUUUGUCAUCAAAUGUUCUUUUUUAGUUUUUAUUUGGAAAUGUAUUUAUUUAAUGUGAAGCUUAAAUAUCUUCACAGUCCUAAGAAGGCAGCCACAGCAACUUAGGGAUAAUUUUAUUUUAAGUUAGUGCUGUGUGUUGGGUUGCUCUGUUGAAGACACUACGAAUAUCUUGAUGCUGCUGUAUUAAGCGUAUGUGUUCAACAGAUGAUAAUGUGGAUUUUGUGUUUCUGGGAUUUUUUUGUUUGUUUGUUUUCUUCAUUUCAUUUCUCCUUGGACCCAGCUGCAUUUUUUCCCUGUGUUUUAGCUGCUGAAGGCUUGUACAAUGGAUGCACACAUUUCUUAGUGGAGUCCCUGACUUAGUCACACUUCUGCAUUUUUUGAGUUUGUUUCUCUCUUUUUCCCCCACAAGAUAAAUCAGAUAUAAUGUGUAAUGUCCAAGGAGUUACUGUGUCUUUUUCCAUUGGGGAGCCUCUGUUUUAUUCUUCCAGGCUGCCUCUAGUCUGAGAGGCCAGUAGAGGGCACUUUGUCUUAGGAAUCAAAGCAGGCUCCUCAAAUCGGUUUUAGUUUCUAUUUAGAAAGAGGAAAUUACGUGUUGAGAAGCUCCCUGGAGCUGAAACAGAUGUACCUCAUAGCAGAAAGCAAUCUGAGCAGCAAGCAGAAUUUAAAAGAAAAUACAGACAAACAGCGGUCUCUUUCAGAAUAAAGUUAGCUGAUUAAGAAUGCCAACGUAAGAACAGAAAUAAGAAAAACUGGAAAAA